GAUAAUGGAACAGGACGACUAUUUUACUGCAGCCCAGGAACAACUAAGGGAAGAGCAAGAAUUGAAGCGCGUUAUUUCUCAACGUAGUAAAAAUAUCGAAAAGCUUGCCGCAGAUAUCAAACAACUUAGACAAGUUUUAGAGGAGUAUAGAGUCUCCACGACAAGUCUUUCAGAUGCGACCCUGACUGAGCAAAACAUCGAAUCAAAACUGGAAAAUGAAGCUAAGGAAAUGUGUGAAAGACUAGGCCCUACAGAGAUUCAAGGAAUUAUGCAAACACUUCGACAGAAGAAAGUUUUAAUAUCUGCAGAGAAUGCCAAAUUGAGGAAGGAACUCCAAGACCUCGAUGAUUGAAUGCUCAAUUCUAUGACAAGUGCAAGGAAAGCUGGUAGGGAAGCAUACAAAAUUGCAUCCUUCAUCUUGAGAAAGGUUACAUCCCUGGCUCAGCCAGGCUUGAUGAAAUUUUGAGUAAGGCAAAAUUAUUUAUACCUUGCUAAGCAUUGGCUUUGCAAUGGUAUAGGCAUGACGAAAAAAACAUGACUUAAUGCUUCAAAUAAGCUCAUUUCACAUC
Messenger RNA from Nematostella vectensis (starlet sea anemone), 569 nucleotides. RefSeq lists its product as uncharacterized. The transcript has 3 exons. Bases 5 to 352 code for a protein of 115 amino acids. The record is from RefSeq and is a predicted model, not a curated record. NCBI's taxonomy places the organism in Eukaryota, Metazoa, Cnidaria, Anthozoa, Actiniaria, Edwardsiidae.